AUGUCUCAACAUCCUCAGUUCAGACUUAGCGAGUCUCGGUUUGAUAAGGGGUCCUUUUAUAGUAGGUUAAGACAUUUCCUGGAUGUGAUUGACCCUCGGGCACUCUUUGUGUUUGAGAAGAUAAAACAGGCGAUCUUCCAUCCAGACACUAGAGAGAAGAUCCCCAUUCCCCUUUGCAUGUCAGCACAGGAGAACUGGCAGAAUGGCAGGCAGCGUAUGUGGACUGAGCGAUUGGGAAAGUCUACGGGGAAGUCAAAAUUCUUUAAGGGAUACUUGGGUGUAGUCACCAGUGCAGUUAUGAUUGAGAGCCAAUUAGCUGCCCUGCUGGGCGGCGGUUUGAUGCCCUGGGGCACGACAGCCAUAACCACGGUGACGGCAACUACAAAUGGCCCCAUGCCUGUGGGAAGUUCAAAAUUGGUGCUUGCCUUGGCUCUGUCUUGCACUGAUGUUAUUAGCUACGGUGUAGCAAUGAUGAACUGCUUUAUGAAAAGACAAGUAAAGGCUGAUGAUUUGGUAUUCUCAUCACGGCUAUGUGUUGAUGAAGUCGUCAUUAAGCAGCCGUUGCCUUCAUUAAACCAGGACUGCUAUGGAGGACUCCUGCCGUGCACGCUAUCCCACAAGCCCCCACGUCGCACUGCGGCCCACAGUGAGGGCUGGGGGAGGUGUCGGAACAGAGUGAUCUCACACCACACAGAGGAAGUACUCGCCUUACUGCAGACACACCCUCGCCUUGCGCUGCCCAUGCACGGCUUGGUGUGUCUCUGCACAUUCAGUCUGGCUCUGCCUCUUGCCAUCAGUCUGUUCCCCAGAAUAGCCAGGUUGCAUGUGUCUCAGCUUGAGCCAAAGAUCUCUGCAGGAACUAAAUGCAAGUUCCUGACCUACAACAAAGAUAUGAUGAUGGAGAAAGAUUUCUGCUUCCUGCAGUAA
Messenger RNA from Clarias gariepinus (North African catfish), 927 nucleotides. It is a transcript of the gene sfxn5a, whose product is annotated as sideroflexin 5a. The transcript is spliced from 12 exons. Lineage: Eukaryota; Metazoa; Chordata; Actinopteri; Siluriformes; Clariidae. The record is from RefSeq and is a predicted model, not a curated record. Gene Ontology annotation, biological process: monoatomic ion transport; citrate transport; mitochondrial transmembrane transport. Gene Ontology annotation, molecular function: citrate transmembrane transporter activity; monoatomic ion transmembrane transporter activity. Bases 1 to 927 code for a protein of 308 amino acids. Gene Ontology annotation, cellular component: mitochondrial inner membrane.